Messenger RNA from Xyrauchen texanus (razorback sucker), 3360 nucleotides. RefSeq names its product centriolar coiled-coil protein of 110 kDa. The record is from RefSeq and is a predicted model, not a curated record. Gene Ontology annotation, biological process: regulation of cytokinesis; centrosome duplication; centriole replication. Gene Ontology annotation, cellular component: centriole. The transcript is spliced from 14 exons. NCBI's taxonomy places the organism in Eukaryota, Metazoa, Chordata, Actinopteri, Cypriniformes, Catostomidae. The coding region runs from base 270 to 2636 and encodes 788 amino acids.
GCACAUAUUGCUCACUAGGUUAUGAGUAUCGAGUAAUCUAGUUGGCAAGCGUUGUUAACUUUCAACUUGAUGACAGUGCGGACAUAACGGGAAACGAUUGAUCGAUUGACAUCUGUAAACAUCAGCAACACGACCGCAUCCACGGUGGAGGAAAGCUUUUGGUUAAUGUAGUUUAUUCAUAUAUUUGCAUGACAUUUUUAUUUCGGCUAUUGUCAAACACAAGCAGCUGCACUAUAUAUAAAGUACUUAUUCCAGUUGUGUAGAAAAACAUGGACAGCUAUGAGGAAUUCUGCGCGCGCAUUCGAACUGAACUGCAGUCAGAAGUGAUGCAUCAGAACGCCUGCAGUAGCGCACCUGCUCAAAGGGCGGCGCUGUCUGUCAUCUGCUUUCACGCGAGGACAAUUCUUGCUCCAGUUCUUAAUGAGAAGCAAAAAAGGGAGAUGAGUGAAUACAGGAAAAGAGCCACACAGCGGGAGGCAGAGAGACAGAUUCAUUACAAAAAUAAUAUCUUCAAUCAGAUCCAGGCCAUUCUUUUGACCAGAAAGGCACCAAAAAUAUUGGAAGUCCCCAAUCCUUCAUCACAACAUGAGUCUCCUUUCCCAAAAACAGAACACCAGAAUGGCUUUACAAUGCCUGACAACUUAAAACUUACACCUGGUGGGGGCACAGAGCCAUUCAUUUUGGCCAGUAAACAACCAGUAACUCCAUCAGCUGAAUUCCCUGGGGUUUUUCAAGGAAAAGCUGUAGAGGAAAAACAAAUACAAGAGGAGAUUAAAACAGGAGUAAGUCUACAGAAUCUACUGAAGAAGUCACGUGAAUUUAUAGAAAAAGAACAUGGUCGACAGGGGUCAAAGGUCGACAGCAGCAAGGUGGUGGAUCCAAAGGGGAUACUCUCAGAAAGUCUAUCAGAUAAAGAAAAUGCUGGUUCUUUGAAUGGGACUGCCUCUGGUUUACCCAGUUACAUACCAUGCUGUUCUCCACCAGAAUAUACAUCACCCAGUAAUUUGAUUAGCCCAGAAACCAAUCCUAAUGGCAUUAUAAGUGCCAGACCCCAUCGUGGGCGCCCCCGUCCAAUAUCAGUUGGCAACAUUUUCUUUUCUUACCCUGACAACACUAAUCAAUCAAAAACGACUGCCAAUGUUCUGCCACAGGAAGUCAAAUCCAUUGCAACACAAGAUUCUUUAACAUCAAGUCAUGAGAGAAGGCUGCUUGGAAUGGAAAGUGUGAGUAUGAAUCGAUGUGAUGGCCAGUCCAGGUUCAACAUGGUGAAUGAUCCCAUCGGAAGAUUAGAAACAUCUCCAGUGGACCCUGAACUCACAAGCCCGCUGUUCCGGAGGAGAUGUCACACAUUGGAUAGCCAUUUGUCUUCACGUCAUCAGAAUCCGCUCAUAGACAGGAGCCAGGAGAGAAUGCCUCGGUUUAUGGCUGGGGUCACUGCGAGAACACCGACUCGACUCUCUCCUCCAUCGCCAAUGAACAAGACGUUCACACCAGAGAGUCCUGUAUCAGCGUUUAUAGGAUCUGGUAUCAGCCCAGAGUCUCCUUCUCAUGCCAAACUACCAUUUGAAAUAGAGGGAAAUAAAGUUAUUAGUACAGCAUUAAAGGAAAGGAGAACAGAUGAGAUGCAAUGGCAAGUCCAUGCUUUAGAAGAAACACACAGGUCUCUGGAGAAAGACUAUGCUUUUCGGAUGCCGUGUUUUGUGCCAGAGCAAGAGAGAGAACAACUGCACCUCACUCAGGAGUUGGAGGAGAGGGUUUGGAGAUGGAACGGGGGUCAGGGUGGUCUGAGCCCUGGAGCGGGCGACGACGAGUGUGAAUUAAGGGCAGCUGGUGAGCGUUACCCGAUACUCAGCCCCAUGUGCCCUAUUAGCCCUGGAGACAGAUCACCAAGGCACUCUGUGCCUGCCAUUGGUUUUGCAUCUAUGAGUUUGGAUGUGCCCUCACCCUCAAUACAGGCUCCCAUUUACAUAAGAGGACUAAAUCACAGCACAGAAAAGAGUUCUAGAAACAGGCUGAGCCAGGUUAUAACAGCAAAGCAGCAGAGGGCGCUGUGUCGCCUCAGUGCCAUCGUGAAGGGUUUCCUGACCAGAAGACUGCUCAAAACUGACAAAAUCAAACACCUGUGUCAAACUGUACAAGACACUCAAGAGUUUAUUCGCUCAUUCAGAAAUGAAGCUCCUCAGAGAAAUGAGCCCUUAUCAGAGCAAGAUCUUUCUCUGCAAGAGCGAGUCAGAGCUCAGUUACGUGCAGCUUUGUUUGACAUUCACGAUGUGUUCUUUACAAUGACACUUGAGGAGCGUUUGUCUCUAUUACAACAAGACCGAGAUCUUCGCACCGAGAGAAAACUCAGAGAGAUGGAAAAGGCUAAAAGCACGAAGGACAAGAUGAUUUUGUCUGCUGCCACCCAGAAAUCUCUUGAUAGAAAGAAACAGAGUAGACUAGGUGAAUCUCCAGGUCAGACCAGGAGAUCUCAGAAGAACAAGAGUCCUCCUACAAAAAGGAUCCUGCAGCCCAGUCAGGGCCAGAACGCUCCAGUUUCAGUCCAGCAGCUACCGCGACGCGGGAGUUAUAAAAAGACCCCAGCAGAUAGAGUUCAGCAUUCUGAGAGACUGAAGAAACAGAAUUCCCUGGGAUAACCUCAGAUCUAUUACUCUGGACAGACACAGUCAUGAACUGAACGUGCUUCCACGACAGAGCCGACCUGAAGCUAAACUAUAUUCUUUGCCUAGUCGCUAAUUUAAACAUUGUGAAGUUCAUAAGACAACACUGAAUAAAGAUAGUUUACCUGCUUGCCAUGUUAUAGAAUCAUAAUCAUGAAAUACUGACAAUAUCCUUUUAGAGGCUUCAAAUGAUCAGAUUAUCAGAUGAAUAAGUUGUACUCUUAGUAUCAUAUUUUACAACAUCAUAUGUAACAUUUACCUUUAUGCAUUUGGUAGAUGCUUGUAUUUAAAGCAACUUAAUCAGUUUUUAAUCAGUUUGUGUAUUCCCUGGGAAUCAAACCCAUGACCCUGCCAUUGUUAGCACCAUGCUCUACCAGAUGAGCUUCAGGAACACUUAUAAUUUAUGUUUAGAUAUAUGCAAAGAUAUAUAUCUGUACACCCACUUUAUAUUAGGUGUCUUUAACUACUAUGUACUAACAAUAAAUGACAUAUAGUACAAUAUAUUUAUUGUGUAACUUCAUGUUGUUCUGCAAACUUCACAUUUGUUGCUAAUGAGGUUGAGGUACGGGUAGGUUUAGGGUUAACAGUUUAACUACAGAUAUAAUUAAAGGCAAGUACUUUAAAUUGAAGUACAAUGCAAAAACACAUAUGUACUGUACAUAAUAAAUACAUUGUAUCAAAUGCUUAAUUAAAAUUCUCA